GAGGCUUAACUCGGAUCCUCUGGGCUCUGACCCUUAUAAGUCUGGUACGCUGGUGCAGUGGUGUCGUGAGUUUGACAUUUUAGACUUUAGAAGUAACUUUCAUACAAAUUUUAUUUUUUUAAUUGUUGGCUACGUAUUAUGUUAUACGUUCAUACUUUCAUAGCGCACUGAAACCAUUUUUAAUUUCCCAGCUGAUGCAGUGUGUCAAUGUGAGGACGAUUAUUGUACUAUUAUAAUAAAGAUGUUUAUAAUCGUACUUGUGAGAAAGUGGCACCUGAUUAAUGUUAUUGGAUGAUAGUCGUAUUAUUUCGUUAUCGCAAUCGUCUGUUCAGCUAGCAUCCAACGAACACUUGAGUACAAUUCUACAAAACAUAACGAUGAUUAAUAAUAAUUUAAUGUUUUUAGUAAUUACAUUCUACAGUGACUAAUCGAUCGUUAUAAGCCUGUAGAGUUGUGGGCGGUGGAAGAAGAGACGAAAACGAUCGCGAUUGACGUCGUAUUACGCCGCUCGGCAAGGCGACGGUCAGUCCCGUCGACCGUCGCUCAGUUUAGCCGUGUCGCUCGCGCGUUUCGGUCACUGGUCAGUCUGGUUUCUGGCUUUCUGCUCAGGUGAAGCGGAUAGACAUUCACGAACAGCGGUCGACAGUCGACAGUGGUUGACAGAUAGUAGUCGAUCGAUUCAUCAGAACACGAUGUUGAUAUGGUGUAACGGCCAUGUCUUGGUCGUCUUGAUCGUAGCAGCACUCGGUGCUGCGCCGGUAUGCACAGAACUUAUUGGCCUGUACGAAGACACUGAUAUGGUUGAAAUAUUGGACAGGACUAAUUUUAAUGACAAAGUAUUGCAAGGAAAUACAUCAUACGUGAUUGAGUUUUACAAUGCCUUCUGUGGACAUUGUAUACGGUUCUCAACCCCUUGGAAAGAAUUUGGAAUUCAAGUCUACGGGUGGAAAAAUUAUGUGAAAGUUGGUGUAAUUGACUGUUCAAACGAAAUAAACAGUCAAGUAUGCCGAGAUUAUGAAGUCAUGGCCUAUCCCACCGUACGCUACUUUCCUCCCCGGCCAGCAUUAAGUAAUAUUGGAAAAGAUUUUAUUAGAUCUUUUAAUGUACAAAUUAUGAAGGAUUCUCUCAUUAAGAUGCUUCAAGAAACUCAAAUUAGCACGAAUGUAUCAACUUUGUGUGAUAUACAACCCUUUGAAAAUGUCAAUGUAGAAUUGGAUUCAAAUAAUAUUUUGACAUUUAUUAUAAUUAGUACACCAAGUAAUACGCUUGCUCAAGAACUUAUUAUUGAUUUCUGUCCUGUCAAAAAAGUUAAAAUAAUAAGCGUACUAAACUCUAACACAGAACUGGCCAAAUUGUUAAAACCAGAAACAUAUCCAAGUCUCUAUCUUGUUAAAGUUAAUAACCAGUUCACACUUUUAGCAAGUGGAAAUAACAAAACAAAUUUUACCAAUACUGUUAAUAUAUAUUUGGAAACGGUGCACAUGACACCAUUCAGUGUAAUUGAUAUUACUACUACGCUUUAUAAUUUAUUAUUCCAUAAAGACAAAGGUUCGAUUCAUAAGGACAACACAGUUUAUUUGUCAGAUUUAGAAGCUACUCUAAGGUAUUCUCUGGAGCACGAGAUUCUAUCACGAAGUGUUAUUUCUGGUGAGUCAUUAAAUGCAUUAAAUAGUUAUUUAGAACUUCUUAUUGAAUGUUUCCCUUCUAGCAUUAGAGGUAAACAAUUCAUUAAGUUAAUAUGGGAAAAUACACGAUUCAACAAAACAGUGUCAGGAGAGAAGCUUGGAAAUCUUAUUAACAACUAUGAAUUUUUGUUAAAACCUUAUGUUACUAAACAUAGUUGGAUAGGAUGUGAAGGUAGCCUCCCAAUGUAUAGGAAAUAUCCAUGUGGUUUAUGGACUAUGUUUCACACACUUGCAGCUCAAGCAUCUACAAAGAACUUGACAAAUUUUAAUGGAAAACAAGUUUUGGAAACUAUUGCUGGUUAUGUCAAACAUUUCUUUGGUUGUACAGAUUGUUCUGAACAUUUCAUGAAUAUGGCCACCACAAUUGAAACUAAUGUUUCAUCAUUAGAUGAUGCAGUGCUGUGGCUUUGGUCAGCUCAUAAUCAAGUGAACCAAAGACUUAUGGGUGAUGUUACUGAAGAUCCAUUGCAUCCUAAAGUAUUAUUUCCAUUGAAAGUGCAUUGUGAAGCAUGUCACCAAAGUGGAACUAAUGAGUGGAAUAAAAUUGAAGUGCUAAAAUAUUUGAAAAAUAUGUAUUCAGCUAUUAGUCUUCAAAAGACACCAUUUGAUAAUAUUCGUUCUCAACAUGAUAAUUUGAUAGUCUCAGUUAAACGAUCCAUUAUUGAUGAUAGUAAUUAUAAUAAUAAUGUGUUUGAUGAAGAAGAGUGGAAGAUUGAUGUUAGUACUUGUAUGAUAUCAUAUAUUUUAUCAUGUAGUGUGUUAAUGAUAUUAUUUUAUUUACUGUUGGUGAAGAAACGAUGUAAAAAAAAUAAAUGUAUUUAUUUUAUACUGGGUAAAUAG
Molecule: messenger RNA, 2525 nt
Organism: Myzus persicae (green peach aphid)
Lineage: Eukaryota; Metazoa; Arthropoda; Insecta; Hemiptera; Aphididae
Product: sulfhydryl oxidase 2-like
Exons: 3
Coding region: 693-2525 (610 amino acids)
Biological process (GO): protein folding
Cellular component (GO): Golgi membrane
Molecular function (GO): flavin-dependent sulfhydryl oxidase activity; protein disulfide isomerase activity
Source: RefSeq, a predicted model, not a curated record